Penicillium arizonense is the source of this 1104-nucleotide messenger RNA. RefSeq lists its product as uncharacterized. Gene Ontology annotation, molecular function: calcium:proton antiporter activity. The record is from RefSeq and is a predicted model, not a curated record. Gene Ontology annotation, cellular component: fungal-type vacuole membrane. The transcript is spliced from 4 exons. NCBI's taxonomy places the organism in Eukaryota, Fungi, Ascomycota, Eurotiomycetes, Eurotiales, Aspergillaceae. The coding region runs from base 1 to 1104 and encodes 367 amino acids. Gene Ontology annotation, biological process: calcium ion transmembrane transport; intracellular calcium ion homeostasis.
AUGCCCGCCCAGGCAGGUCUCAAUAUCAACUAUGGCCUCCCGGUCAUGGUGCUGUUACCGUUGGCAGCAGCAGCGAAGAUAUUCCACUGGCAUGCAACGGUUGUGCUGGUGGUUAAUAUCGUUGCUAUUGUUUUCUUGUCUGAGGCGAUUUCUAUUUCUUCCGAGGAACUUGAGGAACACUUGGGUGAAUUGCAGGGUGCGCUUCUCAAUGCAACGUUUGGGAAUACUGUCGAGCUAACAGCGGGAACUCUGGCCUUGGUCCAUGGAGAAAUUCCAUUCGCGCAAUCUGUCAUGGUGGGCAGUAUCCUCUCUGAUAUUCUUCUGGUAUUCGGCUGCUGUCUCGUAACAGCAUCCUACAAUAAAGACGUCCUAGAAUUCAAUGGCGCCCUAGCAAAAACACUUUCAUCACUGAUGAUGAUAACAGCCGUGGCACUCCUCCUCCCAACAGCACUCUACUCAACGUUCCCAGUAUCCGAAAUCGACAGCAGAGUGCUAUCCUUCUCACGUGGAACUUCAUUGGUGCUACUCAUUCUCUACGCUGGAUAUCUCUACUUCUACCUAGAGACUCACAAACACCUCUUCAUCUCAUGCGAACAUAACUUCGAUGAAGAAGAUGAGGAUGUCGAACUAUCCACGCCACGAACGACAGCUAGUCUGGCCUCUUCAGUGAUCAGAUUGGUGACAGCUGUCGCAGCUACCAUUUUCUGCACGGAACUUCUGCUGGAAAGCAUUGGUGAUAUGGCUGAGACUCUUGGGACUUCCCAUAGCUUUAUUGCGCUUGUGUUUAUUCCGUUGGCGAGUAAUAGUACCGAGGGUGUUACUGUUAUUUCUUCGUCGCGGUCUGGUAAUACUGACUCUGCGAUUCAGGUGAUUAUCGAUAGUCUUUUGCAAAUUGGUCUUUUUGCGAUUUCUUUUUUGGUUAUCAUGGGCUGGUGCAUUGCGGAGCCGAUGACUCUUUUCUUUGAUUCUUUUCAGACUGUUGCCAUGUUUUUGGCUAUUCUAGUGGUUAAUCAUUUGCUGAGGGAUGGGCAGUAUGCUUAUAUUCAUGGCGCGAUGUUGAUUGCUCUGUAUUCCGGUCUAGUUGCUGCUUUUUACACACGCUAG